CCACACGCGUCGAGACCGGCCGAAAGGACGCGCAGUGAACCUCUGGCUAUUACAUUCUGGGCUGGAUGCGACAGCACGUGUCGUGAGCUCGCGACGAUGGGCACGCUCUCCCAGGCCGACGAGGCGCAACUGAAGGCACAGCUGCAGGACGCGGCCGUGUCUUGCACCGAGCGCUGUCUCUACCAGUCGGCGAAAUGGGCCGCAGAGCUGCUCAAUUCGCUCCCUUCAGCCGAUGACGCCGGCUCCGAGACCGACGUGGACUCGCCCAUGUCUGAUGCGCCACCACGCACCCCGAACAACGUACCGAAAGACCCAAUAGAGCUGCGAUUAGAGGCUCGAGAAGCCCACAAAUACCUCCUCGCGAAGACGUACUUCGACUGCCGCGAGUUCGACCGAUGCGCCGCCGUCUUCCUCCCUAGCACCCUACCGAAGGGCUCCAUAUACACCACAUCCUCGCCAUCGACCAGGGCGAAGCAGAAAGGGAAGGCGAAGCUGGACACACCUGCCGAGGCCGAGGCCUCGACGGGCUCCGUGCAUGGGCUGAGCCAGAAGUCGCUGUUUCUGGCACUGUACGCAAAAUACAUCGCAGGCGAAAAGCGCAUGAAUGAGGAGCGAGAGAUGAUCCUAGGCCCGCAGGACGGAGGUGUGAUUCUAAACAAGGAGCUGCCGACCAUAUCCGCCAUCCUUGAAGAGUGGUUCAACCACCUGCCGUCGAGUGGCAGACAAGCACAGGGAUGGCUGGAGUACCUGUACGGCAUCGUUCUGGCGAAAGGGAAGAACGAGAAGCUAGCCAUGGACUACUUCAUCCGGAGCGUCCAUCAGUACACGUACAACUGGGGUGCUUGGCAAGAGCUGACUGCCCUGCUCGGCACGGUAGAAGAGCUGAACCAGAUUAUCCCGCGACUGCCUCAAAAUAUUAUGACAUUCGUAUUCCAUGUUGCCGCCUCACAGGAGCUCUAUCAAUCGACCGAGCAGGUCCACAGCGCCUUAACCCAGGUCCUCUCCAUUUUCCCGACAUCCUCAUUCUUGAAGACACAGCGCGCGCUGCUGCACUAUCACGCCAAAGACUUUGAAGAAGCCGAGCAGAUAUUUUCCAACAUGCUAAUAGCCGAACCACACCGCAUCGACCAUCUCGACCACUAUUCCAACAUUUUAUACGUUAUGGGAAUGAGACCGAAGCUAGCCUUCUUGGCUCAGCUUGCAUCGUCCACCGACCGAUUCCGACCGGAGACCUGCUGCGUUGUGGGCAACUAUUACUCCCUGAAGUCUGAACAUGAGAAAGCCGUCAUGUAUUUCCGUCGAGCCUUGACUCUGGAUCGUACCUUCCUUUCCGCGUGGACACUUAUGGGCCACGAGUUCUUGGAAAUGAAGAAUACCCAUACGGCUAUUGAAUCCUAUCGCCGCGCCGUGGACGUUAACAGAAAAGAUUACCGCGCGUGGUACGGCCUAGGCCAAACAUACGAGGUGCUGGAAAUGCACUCGUACGCUUUAUUUUAUCAUCAGCGCGCCGUUGCGCUGCGACCAUACGACCCGAAGCUGUGGAUGGCUGUCGGCCAAUGUUUCGGCAAGGUCGGAAAAGUCACCAAUGGUAUCCGAGCCUACAAGCGUGCUCUAGUAGCCGGAUCCUACUAUGAUGCAGGUGUCGGCUCAUCCUUUAGCUCUGGCGAAGUAUCGGGACUCGGUGGUGGCGUUCUCGACCCCGAGGUGCUCUAUUCGAUCGCUCUCCUGUACGAGCGUCUGCAUGAUAUGCCAGAGUGCGCCGCUUACAUGGAGCUCGUUUUGGCACAAGAGGAGGGGCCAGAAUACGACGAAGUAAAUCCCGAGGUGGGCGGCGGAGUUGGCGUGACACCGACGACCAGCAAAGCGAGGCUGUGGCUCGCGAGAUGGGAGUACAUGCGUGGCAUGUAUCAACGAUCCAUGGAGCUUGCAAACGAGCUUUGUCAAGAUGGUGUUGAAGUGGAAGAUGCGAAGGCUCUAGUUAGAGACAUAAGGGCAAGGAUAGAGAGGGAGAAGGACGAGGGACGUGUGCAGUAGGAUAGGAUAACUGAUGGUGAUCGUCGUUAUGGUUAUGUGAGCAUUUGCGGGCGCCUAGGUAUGAUACCCCUCACUGAUAUGUUUUCACGUCGUCUGUAUAUUACUAUGCUAUUGCAUAUGACUGCCUGUGUGCUCCAUUUAGCCCUCCUCUUCCUUCUCCUGCUUUAUUCCCUUUCCAGCGCUCCAAGUCGCUUCAUACGGUUGCCUUGUACGAGCGUUCCGCUGGGACUGCCUGGG
Trematosphaeria pertusa is the source of this 2271-nucleotide messenger RNA. Its product is annotated as cell division cycle protein-like protein 23. The transcript has 3 exons. The coding region runs from base 97 to 2034 and encodes 645 amino acids. Gene Ontology annotation, biological process: cell division. Gene Ontology annotation, cellular component: anaphase-promoting complex. Gene Ontology annotation, molecular function: protein binding. NCBI's taxonomy places the organism in Eukaryota, Fungi, Ascomycota, Dothideomycetes, Pleosporales, Trematosphaeriaceae. The record is from RefSeq and is a predicted model, not a curated record.